Molecule: messenger RNA, 3610 nt
Organism: Limulus polyphemus (Atlantic horseshoe crab)
Lineage: Eukaryota; Metazoa; Arthropoda; Merostomata; Xiphosura; Limulidae
Product: TAF6-like RNA polymerase II p300/CBP-associated factor-associated factor 65 kDa subunit 6L
Exons: 10
Coding region: 1-1827 (608 amino acids)
Biological process (GO): transcription initiation at RNA polymerase II promoter; RNA polymerase II preinitiation complex assembly
Cellular component (GO): SAGA complex; transcription factor TFIID complex; SLIK (SAGA-like) complex
Molecular function (GO): RNA polymerase II general transcription initiation factor activity; transcription coactivator activity
Source: RefSeq, a predicted model, not a curated record
AUGACUUUUUAUUGUGGGCUCUCUUUGAAGCCAAUUUAUGGGUACAGUAGUCCAGAACCUCUUCCAUCAGUUUUUGUGAAAGAAGCAGAAGUUUUUUGUCCAGAAGAUAGAGAGGUUAACCUUUGUAAUUUAGCAACCAGUUUGGGAGUCUUUGAGCAAUCUAGACAACCAGAGGUUCAAGCUCAGUGGAUAGCAGUUGAAGGUGUUGUAAAGACAGGACCUACAAAUGGACCUUCAGCCAGUAAAAAAAAUGGUGGAAACACAUCUUCUUUCAAUGAUUUAAUGGGAUACUAUGACCAAGUAACAAAAGCGAUUCUUGGAAGUGAUGAAGACCUUUUAAAGCUGGCAAUAGAUGACAUAAGAAGGAAUGCAAGAAUUGCUCCACUGUUACCCUACUUGGUUAACUUUGUUUGUAUUGGUGUCAAGAAAUUAAGCCAUGAUCUUAUUCAGCUGAGUAAGCUUUUACACACGGUCCGUGCCUUGGUCAGUAACCAUUCUUUAUAUUUGGGCCCAAAGCCAUAUCUUCAUCUGCUAGUGGAGGCAGUGUUGUAUUGUAUUUUAGAACCUCUAGCUGCAUCUAUCAAUCCAAUCAAUGAUCACUGGACUCUUAGGGACACUGCAGCCCAGUUACUAGCUCGAAUCAUAAGAGAGUGGUCUACACCUGUAAAUAACUUGAAAGAUGAAGUACUAUCAACCUUAGAAGAUUCCUUCAAGGACUUGACAAAACCUUUUUGUUCUCACUAUGGAGCAGUAGUAGCUGUUGCUGCUCUUGGUAUUAAGUCAAUAAGAGAGAGAAUCUAUCCACAUCUGGCAUACUAUUGGCCUCACCUUACAACUGCUUUAGAAGAUUGUACAUAUAUCAGUGCCCAAGUCAAAGCUGAUGCUCAGAAAGUUCACGGGACACUAUUGGGUGUAUCAGAAUUGAUCUUGCUUGAUCAGAGAAGAAAAUUCCUGGAUGAAAGCAACAGAAAUCCAUCACUUCUAGAUCUAAAUGAAGAAAGUUCUUUGGAGUUUACACAAGACGACAUGUUAAGGGAUAAUCAUAACUCAGAAAUACACCAAACCCCCACAAAAUCAAAGCAUUCAUUAGAUAUUAAGCAAGAGCCUGAGGAUGUAAAGAUUUCAGAAUACAAAAAUUGUACAGCUACCUCUUUGUUUGCCAUGUAUUCAGAAUUGUAUGAAUAUUUUGGUGAUUCUCUGGCUAUACGUCUUCCUAUCAUUGCAAUGGAUGGAAUUUACCAAGAAAAGCAUGUUCCUGAAGUCAGUGUUUUUUCCACCUCAGAGUUGCUUCAGAGUGGAGAAGAAAUGUUAGAAACAUUUUAUGAAAAGGACGAGGAGAUGAGAAGCAAUAAUAGCAUAGAAGAUGACAACUCAUAUGAUGAUAGAGAUUACAACUCUGCCAUGAGUGAUGAUCAUGAAGCAGAUCCAGUAGAUCUCCAGAUUAAAAGCACUAUCAGUGAUCCUACACUUGGUAUCAAACUUACAAUUGCUAAGCUUCGUAGAAAUAAGCCUGUUAAAGAAGAGCCAAAAACUAAGCUUAAAAAGAUAACUAUAAGAACCUCAAAAGAACCUCCACAACAGGAACCAGUUUUUGAUUACACACCACUUACUAUAUCAGAUCCUUUCAUUGAGUUUUGUUUUGAAGGGAGUUCUCCUGUUCCUAAGAACCAGCUGAAGAGAAAAAGAUUGCAGAAUCCUGAUAAUGCAGGCUUUACCUCCUCAGCAAAUGUGUUAAAAAUGAAAUUGAAAGGAAAAAUGAAGAAACCUUGCAUAAAAAAUACAAAGAGAAGAGUUUAUAGUACUGGAAAUCUGGAAAUAUCUUUGUAAAUUAAGAUAGGUUUCUUCAUCAGUUUGAGAUUUGUUUUUAAUAUGUGUAAAUAACUCCAAAUGUUUCUUCAUGACCCAUACAAAUGAUUUUUAAUUACUUUAAAGAUUACGUUGGAGUUUGGAAGCAAGGCAGAGAUGGUAAAAACAUGCCUUGAUGUAUAGUGUGCAUAAGAUAAAUUUUGCUGAAUGUCUAACAAGGUGUAAUACAUUUCUUUUAAUUUUGAUACAGUAAUUAUUGAUGUUAUUAAUAUACAUUUCAGUUAUUUAAUGAUUCUUAGUUAGUUAAAUAUAGAAUAGCAAUUUUCAAAGUAUUGAAAAAUGUAUUCUUGCCACAGGAAUGGUACCAACUAUGGAAACUAACUUUUAGUGUUAAAAAGUUUUCAUCAUUCAUAUCAUUUCUAACUCCAUAUAAUAUUGGUCUUGACUUUUGUAAUCCACAUAUAUAUCUGUUAUGAAAUCUUCUGGACAUGUUUCAUUAAUAGGAAAGUAUAUACAAUAUUGGUAUAUUCUCACAUUACUUCUAGCAGCUACAAACAACAUUGAAGAUAAACACAACUGGUACAUAUAUCAUCACUUUUGGUUCGUUAAUUUCUCUAUAAAAGAUUUUAAGAGUACCACACUCCCGUAAUAUAAACUUUUAAAAUCAAACAAUGAUUGAAGCUUUGACAAAAUUCAGAUCUCCUAUACCCUUUUCUUAAUUUUAUCUAUUACCACCAGGAGUGUACAGUAACUGUGAUAAAUAAUAAGGUGAAUUGUAUUUGAUAAUAUUCACAAACUCUAAAAAUGACUUUUUUAAUAAUUUGCUACAAAGGGAUUGUUUUUUUCUCGUUUAUUAGGCAGAUUAAUGGUCUUCUAUUUCAGAUGGAGUAUUUUUCUUUACUGACACAGUAUACUUCACAUUUUGGUAGAAGGUUAUAAAAAUUACAUAGCUUAAAUUGCUACAUAACUAAAAAAGAAGUCAAGGUGUUUAUGUAUUGUAAAAGUGCAGAGAAAAUUGUAUGUGUAAAAUUCUCAUGAUCAAUAUACUAGUGAAUUUCAGAAGUCACUAGUACGCCAUUUUCAGAUUUCUCUAGUUUCAUUAAUGUCACUGACUUUUACACUUUUGUCGUAAUUUCAGAAUUUUAUCAGACACAGCUCACAGUCUCAAUCGUAGACGAAACAGCGUAGCGCAGAAAACGAUAUUACAUAAUAUCAGUGUUUUAGAUUAUUCGGACACCUAAAUGCCUGUAAAUAUCUUAUUUUUUCCAACUAUCAAAAUCAGACAUUUUUAUUUCCAUCAAAAUGAAAAAUAGUAAGAUAAAAUUUUGUACAACAUCAACUUGGUAGGAAACCUCAGACCAGCCUCAAGGUAUAUAAUUGUUUUUACUCCUUCUACUAUGCUAUCAUAUCUCUGUCCUUCAGUGACUUAGCGAUAAGCUCGAGGGCUUGUAAUUGUUCGAUCACAACGGCAGACACAACUCAGAUAGCCCUUUGUGUAGCUUUGGGAUAACAUAAACUUACCCAACUUUAUUUUUUAUUUAUGAUUAUAUCUUUAUAAUUUCCAGUACACCUGCUGAUGGUUAUUGUCUUUCUAACAAGUUGAUUGAUUCUCAAACUCGGAUAAACACUUUUCAAAAUAAUUUUCCAUAGUUUUUGUGUUAAUUAUAUGAAACGGUAAAAAAUUUUUGUUGAAAGUUAGAGUGACUUUUUUUUUUAUACGACGUAUGCUUCUGUUACUGCUAGCCCUAAUGAAACCUCAAGAGCGAAACGUUGUGUAUAAUAAAAAAAGGUUAUUAUCUGGAAA